UCGAUCGUCUGCAUCUGUGCUCGGCUGAAGUGCCUCGCGUUCAUACCACAUGGCACGACUGACUGCAUGAGAGUCAGAUGUGUUGUGAAGGAACAGAUUAACUAAUGACCCAUAUCUUAUAUUCUUGUAGCUCUUUAACAGAAACAUAUAACUAAACAUGUCGCAGUUACAAGCGAGGUUCUUUACGGAGAACAAACGGUACGUUGUAGAUGACGUCCCAUUCUCCAUCCCUGCUGGAGCUGAAGUGCAGGACCUCAGCAAUGUCAUCAACAAGCUGCUGGAGGCUAGAAAUGCAUCUCACACCAAGGUGGAUUUCGACUUCCUGGUCAGGGGUCAGUUCCUUCGGACGUCUCUGUCCUCUCACAUGGAGACAGAAGACAUAUCGACGGAAGACGUGGUGGAGAUAGAGUACGUGGAGCGGAUCACAGCGCCAGAGCCGGAGGAGUGCAUGAUGCAUGAUGACUGGAUCAGCUCUGUAGAUGCAGAUGCUGAAUGGAUCCUAACAGGGUCGUACGACAAGACGGCCAGGAUCUGGUCCGUGGAGGGCAAGGCAGUGAUGACGGUGGCUGGGCACACGGAGGUGGUCAAAGAUGUAGCCUGGGUCAAAAGAGACGGUCUGACCUCUCUGCUUCUGACGGCCUCUCUGGACCAAACCGUCCUGCUGUGGGAGUGGAACUCUGAGAGGAACAAGGUGAAAGCAAGACACUGCUGUCGGGGGCACACGGGGAGCGUGGACACCGUCGCCACAGACCCCACCGGCUCAAAGUUCUGCAGUGGCUCCUGGGACAAAAUGUUGAAGAUCUGGUCAGCAGUGCCCACAGACGAGGCCGACGAGGUUGAAGAGCCUGCCGACAGACCGAGGAAGAAACAGAAGACUCAACAGCUGGGCUUGACCAGGACUCCCCUGAUGACGUUAUCCGGACACAACGAGGCCGUGUCGUCUGUCCUGUGGUGUGACAGCGAGGAGGUUUGCAGUGCAUCAUGGGACCACACCAUCCGCAUCUGGGACGUGGAGACGGGCGGGAUGAAGACUACGCUGACGGGCACCAAAGUGUUUAACUGUAUUUCCUACUCACCUCUGUGUCGACGGCUGGCCUCAGGCAGCACCGACAGACACAUCAGACUGUGGGACCCUCGCACCAAAGACGGGUCGCUGGUGCUGCUGUCUCUGACCUCCCACACUGGCUGGGUCACCGCUGUGAAGUGGGCGCCGUCACAUGAGCACCAGCUGGUCUCGGGUUCCCUCGACAACCUGGUCAAACUUUGGGACACCAGAAGCUUUAAGGCUCCUCUGUAUGACUUGGCAGCCCAUGAAGACAAAGUGUUUUGUGUGGACUGGACAGAAAGUGGGCUGAUGUUGAGUGGAGGCGCAGAUAACAAGCUGUACACCUACAGACACUCGGCCGGGCAGACGGAUGCGGGGGCGUAGACUCUGCACAGAUCCAGCUCAUCCCUCACAAAACACACACAGAAUGGACAGACUGAUCUAUAAAUAUAUAUAUAAAAACAUCAUAAAUAUUAUUGUUGUGACCGGCGGACAAAAGCAGCAGUGGUUUUGAACUUUCCUCACUUUGAUUGUUGCUGUUGUGGUUAUUUUUAACCCCCCUUCAAUUUUUACACAGAUUUUCUUAUGUCUUUUUUUUUCCCUGUAACCCAAGAAACAUAAAUUAAUUUUGUCUCCCAAAA
Acanthopagrus latus (yellowfin seabream) is the source of this 1686-nucleotide messenger RNA. RefSeq names its product WD repeat domain 12 (gene wdr12). Lineage: Eukaryota; Metazoa; Chordata; Actinopteri; Spariformes; Sparidae. The record is from RefSeq and is a predicted model, not a curated record. The transcript has 13 exons. Gene Ontology annotation, cellular component: preribosome, large subunit precursor; PeBoW complex. Gene Ontology annotation, molecular function: protein binding. Bases 158 to 1429 code for a protein of 423 amino acids. Gene Ontology annotation, biological process: maturation of 5.8S rRNA from tricistronic rRNA transcript (SSU-rRNA, 5.8S rRNA, LSU-rRNA); ribosome biogenesis; maturation of LSU-rRNA from tricistronic rRNA transcript (SSU-rRNA, 5.8S rRNA, LSU-rRNA).